Mollisia scopiformis is the source of this 920-nucleotide messenger RNA. RefSeq lists its product as uncharacterized. The coding region runs from base 177 to 662 and encodes 161 amino acids. The transcript is spliced from 3 exons. The record is from RefSeq and is a predicted model, not a curated record. Gene Ontology annotation, cellular component: membrane. NCBI's taxonomy places the organism in Eukaryota, Fungi, Ascomycota, Leotiomycetes, Helotiales, Mollisiaceae.
CACGUAUUUUGAAUCACGAAAGCCACAACACACAUAAAGAAGGUCUGUGAAUAAAACCUACCUUCAAGUGCUCCAUUUCUGCUCCAUUUCUUUGCGAUCUUCAACCUUCUUCCUUCCUUGUCACGAGAAGAUCAUCAAGUAUCCACAACUCAUAGCUCCACGAAAAACGAUCCACCAUGGCAUUCAUCGAAGCCCUCAUCCUCCCUCUUCGGGUCAUUCAAGCAGUUUUUGCCAUCAUCGUUCUCGGUGUCCUGGCAUAUGCUGCAAAUGAUUGGGCCUAUUAUUGGUCUCCAUCUCAGGUCAACUUCCUGAUCUUCACCUCGGUGUGGACAUUACUCGCUGUCGCAUACCUCGUCAUCGCUCCUAUGCACUUCAAGACAGCAGCCCACAAGUUUGGAAUCCUCGCUGCUGAAACCAUCACAAUGCUUUUCUGGUUUGCAGGCUUCAUUGCUUUGGCUGUACUGUUGACGGAUAUCGACUGUACUGCGCAUACAGGGAAAUAUUGGGGACCAUGCCGUGCUUCGAUUGCUGGAGAUGUCUUUGCUGCUUUUGAAUGGCUUCUGUUCACUGCGACUACAAUCAUGGCAGCACUUUACUGCUGGCGCACACGCAAUGAAAGAUCUGGCAAGCACGACCCGGCAGUGGAAGUUCACCACGUAUAGGAGGAAGGAAUGGAGGAGAGUACGAUAAUCAGCUUUGAGCUACUACUUUCGAAAAGAUACCCUGGGUUUCCUUUGUUGUUUUGGAGCGGGAUACUUUCCAAGUUUGGGGAUACCACAAAUUGUUUUCCAAGGAGUAAGCCUCUGUAAUCAAAUAUCAUAAUGUUCUUUCACAUCACAAGGCCUCGAGAUGAGAGGAGAUUUUCAUUGAUGUAAUCUUGGGUUCAGGGUUUCGAAAAUGAUACCACAAAUGAAUUUGCU